CAACCCAUACUCGCGAGUAAAAAAUUCUGUUCACACGUAAACAAGCCUACAGCACGUUCUAUUCCACCCGUGGUCUCAGAUCUGUAAGAAAUCGAUCCACUUGUUUCUCAAACUUUUAAUAAGGUAGCGAGAGAUCAAAUCUUGUUCUGUGCAGCGUCGUGGUAUUGUUCCUUCUCGGCUUCCUCUUCCAUUUCUACUAGAAGAAAGGGAUUGUUUCUUUGGUGUACACUGUUCAUUUCGAAAUCAGCAGUCUGCUUCUUUCGGGUAUCUGGGUAAAAAGUAAAAUUGAGGGAGAGGAAUCUUCAUCAUGCUCAAGUCAUCUCAGAGGAGCCAGAGAUCCAAAGGCUUCAAGGUGAAGCAUGCACUGCAAUUAUGCGUUGUGCUUGGCCUCUGUGUCUGGCUGGGUUACCAAAUCAAACAAUCUUAUGACAAGAAAGCAUCAUAUGGUGAAAGCACACGAGCUAGCAGUGAAGCUGUGAAGUUAGGGAGGAAGUAUCUCCAUCCUCACGCAGAGGAAACCUCAGUCAUAGAUGCAAGGCACAGGGAGGAGGAGGAUGAAGAAAGCAAGCAUGAAGAGCAAACCAGGAUGGAUGAUACUAAUGGUGUGGACAAUGAGAAUUCAUCCCAAAAAGAUGAGCAAGAAAACACAGAAGGGGAUUCUGAGCGUAAAGUGGAUUCAGAAGAACAAGAGAAAGUGACUGAACUGAGCUCCGAAAAUGUGGGGACAGAGGAGGAAGGUGAGGCGCAUCACAAGAAAUUUGGCGACGAGAAUGGUGUUAAUGAUAGCCAGGGAAAUGAUAAUGAAGAGAAGAAGAAUGAAGAGAACAAAGAUGAAGUGGAGAACAAAGAGACAGGAGAGGCUAGGGAGAAUGAAAGUCAGCAAGAGAAGGAAGAGGCAAAAAAGACAGAGAAUGAGGAAAAUGAAGAAAACAGAACUGAGGUGAAGGAACAAGAGAAGAAUGAAGAGAACAAAAAUGAGGUGGAGAACAAGGAGACAGGAGAGACUAGAGAAAAUGAAAGUCAGCAAGAGAAGGGAGAGGCUAAAGAGACAGAGAAUAAGGAAGAUGAAGAAAACAGAACUGAGGUGAAGGAACAAGAGAAGAAUGAAGAGAACAAGAAUGAAGUGGAGAACAAAGAGGCUGGAGAGACUACGGAGAACGGGAGUCAGCAAGAACAUGGAGAAGCAAAAGAGACAGAGAAUAAGGAAAAUGAAGAAAACAGAACUGAAGUGAAGGAACAGGAGGGCGGUAAAGAGCAAGGUGAUAAUAACAAAGAGAAAGAGGACAGUAGCUCAUCAGAAAAAGAGAAAGAAGAGAGUGAGAAGAUUCAGGAAGUGACUUCAUCUGAAGAUCAAGUCAAGGAUGGAGAAAGGAACAGUGCGGAGGCUAGAGAGGAGAAUUAUGCUGGAGAUAAUGCCUCCAGUGCUGUGGAAAAUAGAACACAAGAUAUCUCAGAUGAAAGUCAUAAGAAGACAGAACAAGAUGAAAACAAGGAAAAUAAUGGGUUCAAGGAUGAGUCUAAUACUAAUGGUACUGAAGAAUCAGAAAAGGCUGAGAAGACUGAUUCAACAACUAAUGAAGGAAACAGCAAUGAGAACCAGGCAUUGACGGAGAGUGAUGUGAAUAAAAGGGAGGGGGAGCAUGCUGAUUCCACUCCAACAUCUUCCUCAGAGAACAAUAUCAUCAAUGCAGCUAAUGGAGAGUCCAAGGAUCCAACUACUGAUUCUGCUAACAAGCAAAACCUCAACAGCAAUUCUGACAAAGGAGUGCAAGAUAAUGUCCUACCAUCCAGUACAAGUGACAACAAACAUGCUAGCCAAGAGGUGCAACAAACUUCCUCUGAUGCUUCAUCCGAACAGAAGAGAGAUGAUUCCUCAAACUCAGAAAACAUUAAUAAUUCUGGGCAAAAUGGCAAUGUAAACUCUGCUCAGAGCAAAGCAGACAGUGAUGGAAGUGUUAAUAAUGGCAUAGAUGCCAGCCAAGCACAAGUCCAUUCCUCUGGCACUCCAUCGGAACAAAACAAAGAAGAAUCAUCAAACUCCGAAAUCAGGAACAAUACCAGCCAGAAUAACUCAAAUGGCAAUGAAAAUGCUAAUGACAAUAAGAAUGAAAAUAAAGACGUGACAAUGCCAGGCGUUUCUUCUGAUUCUUCAGUUUCUGAAGAGAAAGAUGUGUCCGUCAAGAAUAAUGCUGAUGCAGUGCAGAAUGAGAUCCACAACAAUGUUCAAAGCCAGACAAGUGAAAAUGAAGGGGCUCAAAAAGAAUCAUUUGCUUCAGGAAACCAGAAAGAAGAAUCAUCUGAUUCCAACUCGCAGGAUCAAGUCAAGUCUGAGUCUUGAAUUUUUCAGAGACCAAUACUGAAAGCAAUCACAGUGAUGUUACUGCCACGGAGCAACAUUUCAAAUAAAUCAACUGCAUGAAGCAUCCUCUCCUUAGGGUCCUAACUUACAUAUUAUUGAGAUAUGUAUUGCUCUUUACGUGGCCAAUGUGCUAUAUAGUUUGUUUGGCUUGCUAUUAUUAUUAUUAUUUUUUUUUUUUUGGCUAACUUUGGCUUCUUGUUAUUUGCUGCAGCGAUAGAGUUUUCAUAUGUAUAAAGCAUUUGAUGUUCUUAGAAGUUGCGGCAUUUAUAACUCUCACGUUUCUUUCACCUCAUCAUAGAGUUGCGAUAUUAGAUGCUCGACUCUCGAGUGUCCUGAGUAAA
Messenger RNA from Prosopis cineraria, 2700 nucleotides. RefSeq lists its product as uncharacterized. Bases 308 to 2338 code for a protein of 676 amino acids. Lineage: Eukaryota; Viridiplantae; Streptophyta; Magnoliopsida; Fabales; Fabaceae. The record is from RefSeq and is a predicted model, not a curated record. The transcript is spliced from 2 exons.